Molecule: messenger RNA, 2148 nt
Organism: Penicillium salamii
Lineage: Eukaryota; Fungi; Ascomycota; Eurotiomycetes; Eurotiales; Aspergillaceae
Source: the annotation of a GenBank genome assembly
AUGGGAAGAGCCUCUUCUAAUACGGAACCAUUUUGGUUUCUCCACGUUCGCUAUUCUCUUCUCAUAAUGUUGCGAGUUGGAUCAUGGCUUUACGGCAAGAAGCCGGCGCAGUCUGUGGACUCGUCGACUGAACUUAAAGAUCCCGCAACCCUGAUUCUAAAUGACGAUGUGGAUGGGGCAGAAAGUGGCCUUUCGACGGGGUCCUCGACAUUUCACAAUUUGGGCAAAGGCGUGGUUGCGUUUGUGCGAGCGACUCUGGGUUUCGAGCAGGAGAUUAUGCGCCAAGCAUCCGAACGUCUGUACGAGGCAGAAAACAGCGCGGCUAGUGACCAGACCCGAGCACAACAAAGUGCUCAGGACCCCAAUGCCUUUCACUCGGAGAUUUAUGCCGCUGGCGCUGAAUACGCACUAUGCCAGGCAAUUGCACAGCUGAUGAGUGCGGUAGUUGGAGUGUUGAACGAAAGCUUGACCGAAAGUAUCAAAGCAUUUUACCGACUGAGAAAGGCGUAUAUCACGCUAGACGCCAUCAUGAAGAUGGAGGAAAAGUUCAUGGAACUCAGAGAUCCGAACAAGGUACUGCUUCCCACCGCAAGUGACCUUGCCCGGUCGACCGCUGCAUGCCCGGACACACAGUCGGAGACUUCCAGCCUGUCAUCCAAAAAGAACGCCAAGGCAGUCACCGUUGAGCACAACGAGAUCAACAAGUCAAUGAACGACCUGUCCAUAGCUUCAGGCGUGGUAUCCCCUGCCGGAUCAGCGGGUCCAUCUACUCCCAAGCAUAUCCACCACGACCCCGACUCCGACAUUUUCAAGAACGAGAUUGACGUCUUUGUGCAUUCUGGCGCGAACUUUUGUUUUGGUAUCUUGCUUUUACUCAUCUCCAUGGUCCCUCCUGCAUUUAGCAAGCUUCUUUCGAUCAUUGGUUUCCACGGAGACAAGCAGCGAGGAUUGAGGAUGCUCUGGCAAGCUAGCAAGUUCCACAACCUCAUUGGCGCCAUGGCUGCUCUGGCAUUACUCGGAUACUAUAACGGGUUUGUUCGGUACUGCGACAUUAUGCCCGACCCCACACCCGGCGAGGCCGACGUUGAGGGAUACCCACAGGAGCGUCUGGCAGCCCUGCUGGCAGAAAUGAGGUCCCGUUUCCCCAACAGUCGACUGUGGCUGUUGGAGGAAUCUCGAAUGAAGGGUGCGAACAAGAAUCUUGAUGGUGCCUUAGAACUAUUGUCGUCGGACAACAAGAGUCCCCUCAAGCAGGUUGAAGCGCUCUGUGUGUUCGAGAAGAGUUUGAAUGCGCUCUUCUUGCACAGAUACGAAGUCUGCGCUGAAGCCUUCAUUGAGUGCGUUGAUCUCAACUCUUGGUCCCGCUCGCUCUAUUACUACAUCGCAGGAUCCUGUCACGUCGUGCUAUACCGACAAUCUCUCCAUGACCCCAAGCUUGCUGAAGAACACGCUAAAAAAGCUGCACUAUAUAUUCGCAAAGCACCCGGAUUCGCUGGCACGAAGAAAUUCAUGGCCCGCCAACUGCCGUUCGAUGUGUUUGUCACCCGCAAGAUCGCUAAAUGGGAGGCCCGCGCCAAGGCCUGGGACGUCCCUCUUGUGGAUGCGAUCGGCGUUGAUCCAAUCGAAGAGAUGAUCUUCUUCUGGAACGGUCACAGCCGCAUGACGGACGAAGAGCUCGAAGAAUCUCUCACCCGACUAGCGUGGUGCGAAAGUGAGGCCAACAAAACCUGGUCCCGCGAAGGUCACGAAGAAAAGGCUAUCCUGGAACUGCUCCGGGCUGCAGUACUUCGCUCAUUGAACCGGUUCCAAGAGGCGAAGAAGAUCAUCACGACUCGCGUUCUGAACCAUGAUAAAGCACUGUUCAAGGGCCAUCUCAAGGAUGACUGGGUUCACCCCGUUGCGCACUUCGAGAUGGCAGCGAACUUUUGGAUGGAGAGACCUAACUACCAGGCUUUGCAUGGCAAGUCUGAAUGGACGUCUAAUGGGGAUGAUACAGAGGUCGAGCGAAAGCAGGUGCGUGAGUGUAGGGAAUACCUGGAGCAUGCUGCUCGGUGGGAGAGUUAUGAACUUGAUGCACGUAUUGGACUCAAGGUCACAGCGGCCAUGGAGGCUGUCAACAAAUGGGAGAGUAUGCAUCCCGUAGCUUAG